Coffea eugenioides is the source of this 453-nucleotide messenger RNA. Its product is annotated as putative defensin-like protein 244. The record is from RefSeq and is a predicted model, not a curated record. Gene Ontology annotation, biological process: signal transduction. The transcript has 2 exons. NCBI's taxonomy places the organism in Eukaryota, Viridiplantae, Streptophyta, Magnoliopsida, Gentianales, Rubiaceae. The coding region runs from base 56 to 328 and encodes 90 amino acids.
AGAGGUUCAAAUAAAGUGAAAACUAAUUCAGUACAAGAUCCAAACCAGAAGAAGCAUGAAGAACUCAAUUGUGCUUCCCCUUCUCUCUGUGACUCUUUUAUUGAGUCUCCUUACCCCUUCUCUGGGCCAACAACCCAAGCUCUGCCCUGUUACUUUCCCUUUACCAGUUAAAGGUGCAUGUGGAAGUGAUGGGGAUUUCAGGUGUAUUGAUGAAGCACUAAAACGGUUUGCAGCAAGUCAGGUGCCUCAAAAAUGUUCAUGCAGUGAUGCUAGACCUGCAAGUAGCCAGUGCCAGUGUUCCAUUAUUUGUACCAAUCCCGCAAACUAAGCGUUUUUUAACUUAUGUAAUUGCUUUUUCUGGCAGAUUCUACGAGAAAAUUCUUUGUUGAAUAAGAUUUUGUGGGAUUUUGUAAUUUUUCAUCAUAACCUCAACAGUACAAAAGAAACCUAAAU